Microtus ochrogaster (prairie vole) is the source of this 2451-nucleotide messenger RNA. RefSeq names its product 2-oxoglutarate and iron dependent oxygenase domain containing 2 (gene Ogfod2). Gene Ontology annotation, molecular function: oxidoreductase activity, acting on paired donors, with incorporation or reduction of molecular oxygen; L-ascorbic acid binding; iron ion binding. The record is from RefSeq and is a predicted model, not a curated record. NCBI's taxonomy places the organism in Eukaryota, Metazoa, Chordata, Mammalia, Rodentia, Cricetidae.
UUGACCAGGGCGAAGGGCGUGCCCGCGACAGACCACACUCACCCCAGCCCCCACCCCCUCUGCAUUCUACCGGGGAACGGCCGGAGGAGACGCCGAAACGGAUCGUGUAGGGACCAGCAAUGAAGGCCAAACCCGAGCUUAGCCGCACAGAUGACGCCGCGGUCGUACCUCAGAACCCCAACCGUCCUGAGUGCUGCGUCAGGCGGCUCCGCAAAGAAAUUUCCAACAGGAGACAGGGCAGCUUUAAAAUAAAGAUUCUGAGUCCUGCACUCCGUGCGUCCUGUGACCGUUCCAGCCCUGUGCUGGAAACACUGCCGCCUCGCCCGGGAAGCCGCCUUGUAGACCGGUUCCUGCCCUGUCUGCGUUCCUCUCUGCAGUUGAGAAAUUACAGCGGCCUCUUGGUUGCCGGCGCCUGGCUCUCGGUGGGGACUCACCCGGAAGUUGCCGCUACCGCAGGUGGCGCGGCCGCUUUGCCAUGGCUACGGCCGCUCGGCGACGCUUCUGCCGCUGUGCCUGCUUCUGCUCUCAGAACCUGUACGUGGCGCGCUACGGGCUGCACCUGCGCUUCCGGGACGAGCAGCAGUUGCGCCGUGACUAUGGCCCGCUCCUGCGCAGCCGAGGCUGCGUCAGUUCCAAGGACUUCCAGCAACUCUUGGAGGAGCUUGAGCAGGAGGUGGGGCGCCGGCGCAGGCUGGGGCAGGAAUCAGCUGCUAGAAAAGCCCUCAUUGCCAGCACCUACCACCCAGCGAGGCCUGAUGUCUACUGCUCACUGCAGGACGCGGUUCUGGCCCCUGAGUUUGUGGCUGCAGCUGAAUACAGUGCAUCCCCCGGUGCAGGCCUUGAGGGCCUUCUCCAGCAGCUGGAGAUAGUGUCAGAGGAGAAGCGCAUCUACCGGGUGCCUGUGUUCUUGGCGGAGUUCUGCCAGGCCCUGCUGGAGGAGCUGGAGCAUUUCGAGCAGUCGGACAUGCCCAAGGGAAGGCCCAACACCAUGAACAACUAUGGGGUACUGAUGCACGAGCUAGGCCUCGAUGAGCCACUGGUGACACCACUGCGGGAGCGCUUCCUGCAGCCACUGCUGGCCUUGCUGUACCCGGAGUGUGGUGGGGGCCAGCUUGAUAGCCACCGGGCUUUUGUGGUCAAGUAUGCGCUGGGCCAGGACCUGGAGCUGGGCUGCCACUACGAUAAUGCCGAGCUCACCCUCAAUGUGGCUCUGGGCAAGGCCUUCACAGGGGGUGCCCUAUACUUUGGGGGCCUCUUCCAGGCACCUGCAGCCCUGAUGGAACCCCUGGAAGUGGAUCAUGUGGUGGGCCAGGGUAUCCUGCACCGCGGUGGCCAGCUGCACGGGGCUCGGCCCCUGGGCACCGGAGAGCGCUGGAACCUUGUCAUCUGGCUCCGGGCAUCUGCUGUUCGAAACCGCCUCUGUCCUAUGUGCUGCCAGAAGCCAGAGCUGGUGGACGAUGAGGGCUUCGGCGAUGGCUUCACCCGGGAGGAGUCUGCCGUGGUAGAUGUAUGUGCACUGACUUGAGCCUGGUCCCCCAGGGGCGGUGGUGCCAUGGCACCAGGAAACUGCCAGCUUGGGUGGGGAGGGCAGAAAUAAACUCUAUAGCCAUGACCCUCCUUGGGCCAAAGGGACAUGCCUGACUCCCCGGUCACUCUUUGGACAGAUGGAGUCGAGUUUGAGAUGAAAUAUUGAGGGUCGAGGGUGGAGCAGGUUCAGGAAGGGAAGGAGCCCCAAAGAAUGUCCAGCCUCAGCCUGAUCCCUGGGGAGCUCUGCCUGGGGUGGGGGACUCAGUCAGUGACUCCUUGGAUAGGGUGGCUCCCAGGGACUUAAGUGGGGUUCAUUGGUCUGUCAGCAGUGCUGGCGAGUGGGAAGCCAGACUUUCUGGGUUCAGGCCUCUGUUCUGGCACAGAAUUUGUUUGCAGCCUGGCUGUUGUGACAAGCUGACAUUUAUAAAGCACUUUAUAACAGCCCUCUGUUUCCUGUUGUUAUUUAAGAGCUUAGAACUGGUGGUUUGGAGAUUGACUGAGGGGUGCACAUAGCUGUGCGCUGUUCCGGAUACAUAUUCCUGGGGACUUCAGUUGUAAGUCUAAGUACUCAGGGAAAGUGCUGAGAUACAGAAACACCUCCCUCCAGAUGGAGCAGUCUCAGCUAGACACCUGACAGGCCGGGGAUUCAUUCCUUAAUUGGUUGUCAUGAUCCCUGGCUCAUGAUGGGCAACUGGACUUGCCACCUCCAGCAGUGAGUGACGUAAGAAAUACCAGCUGUCUUCAGUCCAUUGGAGCUCUCAGUCUGGUGGAGUGGACAGACCGGCAGACUAACCAGGGAAAACAGUAGGAGGGUGGCUUUCAGGAGAGUGAGAGGCCCGAGGGCUUGCGGCUGGCGCAGGGCCACAAUCAGACUCCCACCCACGUAAAGACACCACUUGUUGGAAGUGGGUGUGCCAGAAGCGG